GCAUGAUGAACUGGUGCUGCUUGGGGGUGAUCUCCAAGGAGCACAUCCCAUUUCUUCUCCGAGAUCAUCCUACCAUCACCUGUCCAAUCUUCCGUUCGCAGGCGCAUCCUUCCCUACAAGGCGGAGGCCUCGAAAUCACCCGCAACGGCAGAUUCUGUAUAACAUCAUAUCUUGUUUUGUAACCAUGUCCUAUCUUGUCGAUGAUGCCUCAUCUGCCUUCUGUGAAAAUGAGGACAUUGUAACACAGACAUCCUAUGUGAGUCAUACGAGGUUCUUGAGAACUGAGCCGAGUCUUGGAGACUUGAGUCGACAUGAGAGUUGUCGAUGAGAAUUCAGGUCUCGUCUGCAAAUGCUUAUCGAAACCGCG
Mycena citricolor is the source of this 367-nucleotide messenger RNA. The record is from the annotation of a GenBank genome assembly. NCBI's taxonomy places the organism in Eukaryota, Fungi, Basidiomycota, Agaricomycetes, Agaricales, Mycenaceae.